AGAUAGGGCUGCUAAAACCCAUGUACAAGGGAGGGAAAAAAAGACAAGAAAAAGGAGAGCAAAAAGCCCAACUCUAGUUUAUCUAACUAAUUCCAGUCCCAAAAACAGAGGAGGUCUGCGAACAGGGGAGAGCAAUGCGUGAGAAGUCUUUCUCCAAUAUACUAUAAAUAAGAGCACGGUGCUAAGUGAAAACAGAGCCUUCCCACCCCCUCUGUGCAAGAGUGCAACUGCAAACCCACGAACAAGAAAUCAGCCACCAAAUUAGGAUUCUUCCAUUCCCAAAUCACAACUGAACUAGCACCCACAACUUUUGGUAUGGACUCUCUGCUCUUGUUUCGGUUUGUCCUCCCAUGCACUCUCCUCUUGCUUCUGCCUUCAUCAUCAGAAGCUUAUGAUCCUCUUGACCCAAACGGAAACAUCACAAUAAGAUGGGAUAUACUAAGCUGGACAGGGGAUGGUUAUGUUGCUGCGGUAACAUUAAACAACUUCCAGCAAUAUAGACAUAUCCAAGAACCUGGGUGGUCACUAGGAUGGACGUGGGCAAAGAAUGAGAUAAUCUGGCAAAUGAUAGGAGGGCAAACCACCGAGCAAGGAGACUGCUCAAAAUUUAAGGGACAAGUGUCCCCACAUUGCUGCAAAAAGGAUCCCGUUGCGGUUGAUCUGAUUCCUGGAGCACCUUACAGUGAGCAGGUUGCAAACUGCUGCAAAGGUGGGGUGCUCACCUCAUUGAAACAAGAUCCGGCCAAUGCUGUUGCCUCAUUCCGGGUCGUUGUGGGUAGAGCUGGUACCACAACCAAAAGUGUGAGGUUGCCGAAAAACUUCACCUUCAAAUCACCUGGACCAGGAUAUACAUGUGGACCAGCAAGAAUUGUGAAACCCACCCGGUUUUUAAGAUAUGAUAAAAGGAGAGUAACCCAAGCAAUGAUGAGUUGGAAUGUGACAUGCACAUAUUCACAAUUUCUAGCUGCGAAAGCUCCUACGUGUUGUGUGUCCCUCUCAACUUUCUAUAAUGAUACUAUUGUAUCUUGCCCAACAUGUGCAUGUGGCUGCCAAUCAGGGAACUGUGUAGAUCCAAAUUCGCCAAAUCUAACAUCAGUUAUUUCCAACCCUGGAAAUAACGGCAUUACAUGCACUAGCCAUUCAUGCCCAAUCCGAGUUCACUGGCAUGUGAAGCAAAACUACAAGCAGUACUGGCGAGUGAAGGUGACGAUUACUAAUUUUAAUUACAGGAUGAAUUAUUCUGAUUGGAACUUAGUAAUCGAACACCCAAACUUCGACAAUCUGACCCAGCUUUAUAGUUUCAACUACGGGUCAUUAAUUCCCUAUGGGGGGUCAAUGAAUGAUACAGCAAUGCUUUGGGGAAUUAAGUUCUUCAAUGAUUUGCUCAUGCAAGCUGGCCCUCUUGGUUAUGUACAGUCAGACCUGCUUUUUGGAAAGGAUAAGUCAACUUUUACUUUUCAUGAAGGCUGGGCUUUUCCUCGGAGGAUCUAUUUCAAUGGUGACAAUUGUGUGAUGCCACCACCUGAUGUUUAUCCAAGGUUACCGAAUGCCGGUUCGCAGCAAAAGGCUUCCCCUUACUUGCUUUGAUGUUAACAUUUUGGGUAAUCCUGUGGAUUGAAUGACUUUGGAGAAUAACAGUCAUGUUGACUGAUAAACUAGAUCUUUUAUUUUUAGGCCCUUAAUUGUUAUGUUUUUAGUUCAUGGUAAUGUAGUGAAAUGAAUGAUAGACUUCAUUGAUCGUAUAUGUACGUGAGACAUGAAUUAUUCA
This is a messenger RNA of Lotus japonicus, 1768 nucleotides long. Its product is annotated as COBRA-like protein 1. Gene Ontology annotation, cellular component: plasma membrane. NCBI's taxonomy places the organism in Eukaryota, Viridiplantae, Streptophyta, Magnoliopsida, Fabales, Fabaceae. Gene Ontology annotation, biological process: plant-type cell wall cellulose biosynthetic process; cellulose microfibril organization. The record is from RefSeq and is a predicted model, not a curated record. The coding region runs from base 316 to 1587 and encodes 423 amino acids. The transcript has 4 exons.